Molecule: messenger RNA, 3213 nt
Organism: Cygnus atratus (black swan)
Lineage: Eukaryota; Metazoa; Chordata; Aves; Anseriformes; Anatidae
Gene: ITGB2
Product: integrin subunit beta 2
Exons: 15
Coding region: 1-2337 (778 amino acids)
Biological process (GO): cell adhesion mediated by integrin; integrin-mediated signaling pathway; cell-matrix adhesion
Cellular component (GO): focal adhesion; integrin complex; cell surface
Molecular function (GO): amyloid-beta binding; integrin binding
Source: RefSeq, a predicted model, not a curated record
AUGACACGUGACUGCUGCUUCUGGCUUCCAGCAGUGACCUGGGUGCUGCUGCUGGUGACGAUGGCCUUCACCAUGGAGUGCCCCAAGAUCAAGGUGGGGACAUGCAAGGACUGCAUCCAAUCUGGCCCUGGCUGUGCCUGGUGCAAGAAGCCGAAUUUCACCAAAGCUGGUGAGCCGGACUCCAUCCGCUGCGACACCACAGAGCAACUGCAGCAGAAGGGAUGCCCACAGAGCGAGAUUGAGUCUCCAGUCAGUGAAGUUAGAAGGACACAAGACAACGCAUUGAGCAAUGAUAUACAGCUGACUCCCCAGGAGGUGCACCUGAAGCUGAGGAUAGGGCAGCCCGCUGUAUUUGAUGUGAAGUUUCGCCGUGCCUUGGGGUACCCCAUUGAUCUCUACUACCUCAUGGACCUCUCCUACUCUAUGCUGGAUGACUUAGAGAAGGUGAAGAAGCUGGGAGGGGAACUGCUCAGAGCACUGGAGAGUACCACACCCUCUCGACGCAUAGGUUUUGGCUCCUUCGUGGACAAGACAGUUCUGCCCUUCGUCAACACACACCCUGAGAAGCUGCAGAACCCUUGCCCCAACAAGGACAAGCAGUGCCAGCCUCCCUUCGCCUUCAAGCACAUCCUCUCACUGACCGACAAUGCUAAGAAGUUUGAGAGCGAAGUGGGGAAGCAGUUCAUCUCGGGGAACCUGGAUGCCCCAGAGGGGGGGCUGGAUGCCAUGAUGCAGGCAGCAGUGUGUGGGGACUUGAUUGGCUGGCGCAAUGUGACCCGCUUGCUGGUGUACGCUACCGAUGACGGCUUCCACUUCGCUGGUGAUGGCAAGCUCGGGGCCAUUCUGACCCCCAACGACGGCCAGUGCCACUUGGAGGACAACAUGUAUAAAAAGAGCAAUGAGUUUGACUACCCCUCUGUUGGCCAGCUGGUACAGAAACUUGCCGAAAACAACAUUCAGCCCAUUUUUGCUGUCACGAGUAAGAUGGUAGACGUUUACAAAAAGCUCAGUGAAAUGAUCCCAAAGUCAGCAGUGGGGGAGCUGAAUGAGGAUUCCAGCAACAUAAUUGAACUCAUUCAGGUGGCCUACAAUAACCUCUCCUCACGGAUCAUCCUGGACCACUCCACCCUGCCAGAUGUCCUGGAUGUCAAAUAUGACUCCAUCUGCAAUACAAAGAAGGUAGCCUCGGAUGAAGCAAGAGGGCAGUGUGACAACGUAAAGAUCAAUGAUGAGGUGACUUUCAAAGUGAAGGUCACGGCAAAGGAGUGUAUCAAAAGCCAGUCCUUCACCAUCCGGCCGCUGGGCUUCACAGACACACUCACCGUCCACCUAGACAGCAACUGUGACUGCAACUGCAGAGAGCAGCCUGACCAAACUGCCUGCAGUGGAAAAGGCAACAUCGUCUGUGGGAUCUGCAGCUGCAAUUCAGGCUACACGGGGAAGAACUGCGAGUGCGAAACCAAGGGCAAGACCAGCAAAGAGCUGGAGGGCAGCUGCCGGAAGGACAACAGCUCAGUCAUCUGCUCAGGACUAGGGGACUGCGUGUGCGGGCAGUGCGUCUGCCACACCAGCGACGUGCCCAACAAGCAGAUCUACGGCACCUUCUGCGAGUGUGACAACAUGAAUUGCGAGUUCCACAAUGGCUCCCUGUGUGGCGGCACAGAGCGCGGGCACUGCGACUGUGGCAAGUGCAGGUGCACGUCUGACUACCAGGGCAGCGCCUGCCAGUGCAAGAAGUCGACAGAAGGCUGUUUGAACAUCCGGGGGAAGGAGUGCAGCCUCCGUGGCUCCUGCCACUGCAACCGCUGCCAGUGCCGGGGGGGCUAUCAGCCCCCGUUCUGUGAGGAGUGCCCCGGCUGCCCCUCGCCCUGCAGCAAAUACGUCCACCUGUGUUGCAGCUCCUGUGUGGAGUGCAAGGCCUUCCAGAGCGGGCCACUGGAGAAGAACUGCUCUGAGGCCUGCAGCAACAUCCAGUAUGUUGAAGGGUCACAGGCAGGGAGCCGGCAGUGCAGGGAGAAGGACUCCAAGAACUGCUGGAUCUCCUUCCGCAUGUCCCAGGAUGAUGGAGAGGAGAUGUACACUGUCACUGUUGACCCUAAGAAAGAGUGCCCGGAGCCUCCCAACAUCGCGCUGAUUGUAGGUGGGACCAUUGCCGGUGUGGCUCUCAUCGGCCUGGUGCUCCUGCUGAUCUGGCGGCUCUUGACAGAGCUGUUUGACCGCCGGGAAUACCGCAGGUUCGAGAAGGAGAAGUCCAAGGCCAAGUGGAACGACGCUGAUAAUCCCCUAUUCAAGAGUGCCACCACCACCGUUGUGAACCCCAGAUUCGAUGGGCAAUGAAGUGGAGCAACACCUGUCAGCACUGGGCCUCACCAUUAAAUAAGGAAUUGCCAAGCUAAGGAAAUCUCAAACUAAGGCUCCCACCUCUUCUUUAUUCUGCUGGUUUGUUCCCUUCUUCCAAGAGGCCACCAGCACAUCAUGUGCUGACUGAGGGUCUGCAUGGCACCUGUCUCUCUGCAUGGCGCUCGCUGGUUGUGUUUUGGGAGGAGAGAACAGCAGCAGCUUUGCCAUGGACAGGGCUGCAGAGCAUGUCUCACCAGCAGGGAAAUACUAUAGCUCCCAUAUCAGUUACCGUCUGUCUCAGCUAACUUUGCCUUGUGGCAUGACCUUCAGACAUCAAGGUCCAAAAACAGCGUAGUGCACAUAGUGCUUCCAGCUGUGGUUUCAAAACUGCUAUUUCCUUUCUGCUCUAGCAGGCUCCGCUCCAAGGCUCCUCCAUGCCCAGCCUUCCCCUGCUUCACUGCUCUCCACUGUUGCAUUUGCAGCUCGUUUCCAAAGUACUCACUUCUGAGAAGGAUGUGGAGGGCCCCAGGCUGGGGGGUCUGCUCUGGAUGUUGCUGUACCUGGAGGUGAUGGGCAGCAAGGGAACGUGCACUGAUUUUUUUUCUAAAUCACCAGCUGCUCCUCAGUGUUGAUCCCUUCUCAGAGCUACUGCGGGCUCCUCCACAUUUCUACCUGGGCUCCUGCAAGCUUGGCUUACCUCCAGCAGGCCUUCAGACUGCUGCAUGACAAGGAAGCAAAGGAGCAGCAAUCUGAACCAUAGAACAUCAGCACCAGAGGUAAUGAACAUGUGAAACAUCGCCUGCAGCUCAGACCUCAGCAACAGCUUCUUCUACCAUCUUCCAGGUCUAGAUCUACAUCAGAUAUGCUCAGGAC